Molecule: messenger RNA, 3082 nt
Organism: Lingula anatina
Lineage: Eukaryota; Metazoa; Brachiopoda; Lingulata; Lingulida; Lingulidae
Product: homeobox even-skipped homolog protein 1
Biological process (GO): regulation of transcription by RNA polymerase II
Cellular component (GO): nucleus
Molecular function (GO): RNA polymerase II cis-regulatory region sequence-specific DNA binding; DNA-binding transcription factor activity, RNA polymerase II-specific
Source: RefSeq, a predicted model, not a curated record
UUUGUUGACUGCAAUCAGACACUGAGGAGUCGUUGUAUGGGACAUUAUAAGGACAUUAAGCCCCUACAAAGGCAUAGAGGCCUGUUAAAAGUCCGAGGAAGUCGAGGAGAGCGGACAGUCGAGUUGAGAUCGAACAAGAGACAUUGCGCGUCCGAUUAUUUCAAGGACUUAAGUAGAAGACAGCUAACUAUUUGUGGAGCGGAAGAUUGCUCUCUCUGAACAUUGUUGUUGCAUGGCUGUCUAGUUGUUUUGGCAGAUCAUCAGCAGCGGAAUUCCGAUUCAACCAAGGCAGAGUUUGUAAGCGGCGAGAGAGAGAGUGAUCGGGUGAGUCAGGCAUUCAUUUACCAAGGAGUCACGCUCUCAAAUCCAGCAACUGGCACGUUGGAAAUCUCUCCCUACAAUCUGAAUCUAUUUCACAGUGUGUUUCUACCCACUUGAGUCUCAGACAACCAAGAGAUCUAGACUUUAAAAAAAAAGAAGAGAAACGUUUUUCACUUAAAGUGAGCCGAGUUAAGUUGCGGUUCCGGCCCUCAGAAAUUACACAGUUGGAGUCUUAACGGGGAAAACUCUGAAAGCAUUCGAGGGAGCAGGGAAAAGGUCGUCUUUAUUUAAAAAGAAGAAACUGUCGAGUAUGGUUGAUAGCAUGAUGGUCACUGCAGAAAGCGGUCACGAACUGGACAUGGGUCACCACUACCACCACCACCACCAUCACCAGCAUGGUGGAGACUCGGACACCGAGAAUAAUAUCACGAUAUGCCAUGACGACAGCGACAGCCUGAGCGGCCGCCGUGACGAUGAUGGUCUAUCCAAAGAAAAUAUGUCAUCACCAAGAAAAGACGGUUCCCCAGAUGAUGGCGGCGUACGAAGGUACCGCACAGCGUUUACGCGAGAGCAAAUAGGCCGCCUGGAGAAGGAAUUCUACAAGGAGAACUAUGUCUCCCGACCCCGGCGCUGUGAGCUGGCUGCGGCAUUGAACCUCCCAGAGAGCACGAUCAAGGUGUGGUUUCAGAAUCGUCGUAUGAAGGACAAGCGUCAAAGAAUGGCCCUUGCUUGGCCCUACGGACUUGCUGCCGACCCUAAUAUUUACGCCUAUCUGGUUAACGCCGCUGCCAACAUAGGGUACCACUACGGCCUCCCGCCAACCACGGGAGGGGCACCUUUGGGGUACUAUGCCGCUGCAGGCCUGGGACUUCAGAGACCAGGGGCUCCAUAUCCUACUUUACCACUCACCACGACUCCGCUGAGACCGAGGCCAGAUAUCCUUCAAGCUGUCCCUGCCGGUGCUCACUUGGUUCACCCUACUCCCCUGUCGGUCCCCUCGACGUCAGCAAACGCCACGUGCUCGCUCCACGUCGCACGCGAUUCUUUACCUCACCACGGCCUCCCAGCGGCCCCCCUCCCUGCACAGGGGUCCCCACCAACACAUUGUACUGCCAGCCCAGGAGAACCGUGUAACUGUCACCUGUUUUACCACGGAGGGAUCACGACUGUCUCCCCGCCGACGGUGUCACUGGCGUCGGCACCUGUUCCCCUCGCGUCUGCCGCGUCCUUGUCACCGUUAUCUACGUCACUGACGGCGUCACGUAAUCUUUCCCCCUCCGUCAGCGUACCGACAGCGAUCAGACCUGUCCCGACACAGCCUACGCUAUUCCAGCCGUACAAAACGGAUUAAGGACACUUCCUCUGUAUUAGAUUUUUUACAAUUCAGCUAUAUCUUGUUGUGCAAUUUUGUAAAUAUUUUUCUCCCGAGUCCAAACAUGAAUCCUUCUUUCAUGUCUUAUGACAGCAUAUUACACAUUAGGUGAUAAAAAGAUAUUUAAAGUUUCUGGAUAGAGAGGUGACAGUUAAGUUAAACUGUGGAAAAAAAAAAAUGAAAUCGCUUAUAAGCGAACUUAUUCGACUUGAAACCAAAACGGUUAUAAAUUACACGUGAGCGUGCCAGUACAAAUGAUGUAGUCUGGGAAGUCUUCGUGAAUUAUGCCAUAUUUACCUCGUAAGCAAUGUCAUAUUUUCCACUAAGUGUCCACAGAACUUCACAAGUCAACAUAUUACGUGACCUACAAUGAUAAUUGUUUGAAAACAGAAGGUGCCCUUAGUAUUUUUUAGUUAGUGAGCAACUCACUGUGUGAUCUUGCUCCUAUUUUGACAAUACCUUUCUGUAAAGUCUUAUUAUCGAUUUGUGAUUGUUGUAUGUUUAUAAAAAUAGCGAUCAAACGAUCUGUGCUACAAUGAAGAGAAGUAUUUGCGUUAUGUCCACGUUUUUCUUUUACCUCUAAGCGAUUGCUAGUAGAUCAAAUACAAAAACUGUUAAAUAGGUAAGAAAAUAGUUGGAAUGGUGUUUGAAGGACGUUAGGAAAUGGCUUUUGACAGAGUCGUUGCAACUUUCGAAAGGAUAUUGGUAAAACCUUACCAAAACGACCCUAUCCCAAAAGACACUGUGAUCAAUCAUACGAAUUACAAUUUGAUUUAGAAUCAUCGAUGCUAUCUUGGUCAUUUUACGCCGAGAUCUGUGACUGGGCUAUUUAAAAACGAUCGGGAUUAUCUAUAAUAGGGAUCAGAAUAGUAUUCCUCCCCAGUGAAUCCCAAAGCUCUGAUAGAGCGGUAAUUUCGCGUUGAUGAAUUGUGAUCGUUUCCCUGUAUGUUUAUUUCUGUGUAAUUUAUCAAGCAAAUUGCUAGAAUUGAGACUCGUGAUUAAUUGUUCUCAGAGGAACAACUUGAGUGAUAGCUUAUAAUUAAGGCUUCCUAGGAUUAAGCAGUGCAACAUAGAUAUCUGUUAAUACACUGUUUAAGUAUGACGCUGCAGAGGUUGUCGUAAGGACACAAGCGGCGUUGUAAUCCGAACUAGAGGCGAAUUACUUCUACAUCACAGUUAACGGAUACUUUCAUUUAUUGUUGGACUCACAACGCCAAUUGAAAGAUUUUUAUGUUGUCUAACCGCCAUCAGCAUUUUUCAAUCAGUUUAAAAACAAAAUUAUUUAUUAACUAUCAUGAUCAAUAUGUAUAUAUGUAAAUUAAAUUUAUAGACCUAUAAAGAAGCAUGGCAUUCGUAAUGAUAAUUAUUAUAAUAUUGUAAAAAUGUCCA